Zygotorulaspora mrakii is the source of this 2712-nucleotide messenger RNA. RefSeq lists its product as uncharacterized. The record is from RefSeq and is a predicted model, not a curated record. The coding region runs from base 1 to 2712 and encodes 903 amino acids. Gene Ontology annotation, cellular component: membrane. Gene Ontology annotation, molecular function: phosphate transmembrane transporter activity. Gene Ontology annotation, biological process: monoatomic anion transmembrane transport; phosphate ion transport; polyphosphate metabolic process. The transcript has a single exon. Lineage: Eukaryota; Fungi; Ascomycota; Saccharomycetes; Saccharomycetales; Saccharomycetaceae.
AUGCGUUUCUCUCAUUUUUUAAAGUAUAAUGCAGUGCCAGAAUGGCAGAGUCAUUAUAUGGACUACAGUGCCUUGAAAAACCUAAUUUAUACUCUGCAAACUGAUGAACUCACGUUCAAUGGUGAAACAGAAGAGAAUACGAAUAUCCAGCCAACCCUGGAAUCAUCCACUGCAGGUGCAUCUUCCCCAAAACAUUUGGCAAAACGCUUAAAGAAUAAACUAUUUAGCAAAAACGAAAGUGGACGAGAUGCCAAUCAAAAGGGAGGUGAAGAUGAAGGGUUUCAGGAAGAAACUAUUGAAUUAGAAGAAUUAGCGUCUCCAAAGAUUGCUUCAAACAGCAAUGGUAAAAAUUUUUCACUUAAGAAAGUGAAGGGAAAAUUCUUUGAAUCAAGACGGUCAUCUUUAUCAAGCGAGGGCAAAACCUUAUUCAGCUCAUACGAUGCAUUUGUUACAAGUUUAAAUGAAGAGAAAUUGAAGGUUGAUGAUUUCUAUAAGAGAAUGGAAUCCAAAUUUUUCGAAAAAUUUGAGACUUUAGUGAAAGAUUUAGAGAAGGAAGGAAUAUGCCAUGCAAGUAGCGAACCCCUAAAUUCGACUUCUAUUAUCAAUCGUCGCCCAAGCGAACCACAAUCUGUUGAUGGAGGUAACGAUCAUGUAUCGAAUGCUCCUUCUUUUGGGCCUCGCUCUGAUUACUAUUCAGAGGAGGAUCUUGAGGACGAAGAAGAAGAAGAUUUUGAAACCCACGAUAACACAGCUCUGCUAAAUUAUUCACAAUUCAAUAUAAAAUCACAAAAAAUCUCAUUAUUAAAACAAUCGAUUGCCAAUCUAUAUAUUGAUCUAUGCCAACUGAAAUCAUUUAUUGAAUUGAACAGGAUCGGUUUUUCAAAGAUUACCAAAAAAUUUGAUAAGGUCUUGCACAUGAACACAAGAGAAGAAUUGAUUCUCUCCGGUGUUUUUUUUAGAGACACUUAUGUUUUCGAAGAUGAAACUUUGAGUAGAUUGAAUGAUAAACUGACUCAAUUGAACGAAUUCUAUGCUCUGAUCAAGGGGCAACCUUCAAACAUUGAGGGUUGCAAACAAGAGUUGAAAUCGUUCCUGCACGACCAUAUCGUCUGGGAAAGAAGUAACACCUGGAAAGAUAUGCUUGGUUUAUUAUCGCACAAUAUCAAUGGGGAUUUGGGUAACGAAACCUCUGAUAAUAAUGCUGACAAACUGAGACUGGAAUUGUAUAGUUACCAUCUUCCGAAACCGAUACGCAUUAAAAACUUUAGUAUUACAAAAUUGUCAAUUCCAAAGCUAUUUUUCACGUGGAAAGCCUUCAAGAUUGCAUUCAUCAUCACUCUUACAGGUGUCCUUUUGGGAAUAAAAACAUUUAAUGAUGAAGCUCAGCAUCGCUGCAUGGCUUUAGUCGAAUGUGUUGCAUUUUUGUGGGCUAGUGAAGCUAUUCCGCUACAUACAACAGCUUUUCUGGUACCUCUAUUAGUAGUCUUAUUCAGAGUUUUGAAGGAUUCAGACGGAAAUGUGAUCGGAGCAGCAGCAGCAUCAAGAGUUGUUCUUUCCCAAAUGUGGUCAUCAACUAUCAUGAUUCUUCUUGCAGGAUUUACCUUAGGUGAAGCUUUGGCACAGUAUGACAUUGCAAAAGUUCUUGCUUCGUGGUUGUUAGCAGCUGCAGGCACCAAACCAAGGAACGUCCUAUUAAUGUCCAUGUCUGUUGUCUUCUUUCUGUCAAUGUGGAUAUCAAAUGUUGCUGCUCCAGUCCUGACAUAUUCACUACUUUCCCCUUUGUUGCUUCCAUUGGAAGCUUCAUCUCAAUUUGGGAAAGCAUUGGUCAUGGGUGUCGCAUUUUCUGCUGAUAUCGGCGGUAUGGCUUCUCCAAUUUCAUCGCCACAAAAUGUUAUUUCUAUGCAAUAUUUGAAGCCUUAUGGUGUCGGAUGGGGUCAAUUCUUUGCUAUUGCGCUACCAUCUGGUAUACUUGCGAUGCUCAUGGCAUGGGGUGUGAUGUGCGUUAGUUUCAAAUUUCAUAAGACGAAAGUUGAAAAGUUUGUUCCGAUUAGGACAUCGUUCACCCUUAAACAAUACUUUGUCAUCUUUGUGACCUUGGGAACUAUUCUAUUGUGGUGUGUAGAGAAUGAAAUUGAAGGAGCAUUUGGCUCUUCCGGUAUUAUUGCUGCAUUGCCAAUAGUAUUAUUUUUCGGAACAGGUCUACUAUCAACAAAAGACUUAAACUCCUUUCCAUGGUCAAUCGUUAUCCUUGCCAUGGGUGGUAUCGCAUUAGGUAACGCUGUAUCCACCUCAGGAUUAUUGAAUACAAUUGCGAGAGCUUUGCAAAGAAGAAUCCAGAGUGAUGGUCUCUUCGCAAUUCUUUGUAUUUUCGGUAUAUUGAUGUUGGUUGUUGGUACUUUUGUUUCACACACAGUUUCAGCUAUCAUUAUCAUCCCAUUGGUUCAAGAAGUUGGUGAUAGACUAGAUUCGCCAAAGGCCGCACCUGUACUGAUUUUUGGUUGUGCAUUAUUGGCCUCAUGCGGUAUGGGAUUAGCAUCAUCAGGAUUUCCCAACGUUACUGCAAUUUCUAUGACGGAUAAGAAAGGCGAACGAUACCUGAGUGUUGGUUCUUUUAUUGUGAGAGGUGUGCCGACAUCUUUCCUGGCAUUCUUAUGUAUUAUAACGCUUGGGUAUGGUAUCAUGAUUUCUGUCCUUAAGGGACCCUCUGCUUAA